This is a messenger RNA of Dimorphilus gyrociliatus, 1115 nucleotides long. The record is from the annotation of a GenBank genome assembly. Lineage: Eukaryota; Metazoa; Annelida; Polychaeta; Dinophilidae.
AGUUGGGCUAUUGGUUGUGAACCUUGUGUACCCUUACUCGUCCCAAGUAUUUUUUAUACUUCAUUUGACGGUGUGAAGUUUUUAUUUCCUAGGUAAGCAGUCUUUGAUCUUAUUUUUGGUCAUUUUAACUUUAUAAAUUAUCUUCCAAAAUUGGGAGUUGUAAGGUUUUUACCCUAAAAAAGCGCCAUGUCGUAAUGUACAAGCGCCAUAUUUUUUUGCAUAAAAACUUUUUGAAUAAAUUAUCUACUUUCUAUUCAUUUUGAAUUCAAACUAAAUCUUUUCCUUAUUUCAUCAGCUUACGAAUUUUGCCUCACUGCAGCCUUUAUAUAUCUAAUAUAUAUAUAUAAAUUAUGAAGUUUCCAUUUGACUCGAAGACACCGGCAGAGGUCAAUGACUCUGACUCUGAAAAUGAAUAUGAUCAGGAGAAUGACCCCGACAGACUUUUAUUUCGUCAAGAUGACGAAUAUAAUCAUAGUAACAGAGGAAAUAUACCUCAAUUCAACGUUCAGCCCAAUGUAGGAGAUUUCAGCUAUCCGCUGCUCCAACCGAUAUUGAAUUUGAAUUUCGCCGCCAACGGAAUUAGUGAAUCCGUUCUUGGCAGAGUUAAUGUUCUUGAUAUUCAUUCACCGGCUCCUUUCUUUCCGUAUAACGAGAGCGGUGAUAGCGAUAAGGAAAAUUCUGGAGAUUCACCAGGGCACCGUACACCAUCUACUCCGCGAAGUCCUCUAACGCCAAUGCAAGUUGAGGUCACCGAAUCGACUGACUCUGAGGAUGGUAACAAUUUCGUUGUAUAUCAUAAGUGGUUCAGACCAGGUCGUAUAACUGUCGAUACGGACGAUGAAUCUGAUUAUUCAAGUGAUGAAGAUGACGACGAACCGGAAAGAAUGACUCCUAUUAGAAGUGAUCUUAUUUAUCUCAAGAGAGCCAAUUGGUGGAAUAGACUAAAUCACAAUGUUGACGAGGCAACCAAGUUCCCAGUAAUUGCUACGAAGAAUCUAGUCUCUUUCCUUAGUAGAUAUGUUCUUACUUCGAUGAAACCAGAUGUUCCUCAACAUCGCGAUUACGACGAAUUCGAGGCUCUGUGCAAAGCUCAAUCAAAAGCAAAGAAGAAGUAA